AUGCAGCUUAUUCUUCCCAUGCUCUCCCUGCUCCUGGCGCCGGUCGCCGUAACUGCCUGCGAAGGCGACUGCAUCGUCGACAUCACUAAUGAAUACCUAAACCGCUAUGAAAACAUCUUGCUCACGACCCUUCAGAACUUGGAAAGUACACCUCAAUUCAUCAGCGAGCAACUCAUCCCCGCUGCAAGCCGUAGAGAAAACCCCAUCGUGUACUUCGCUCCCGUCUUGCAAGCCUACAACAUUAGUGCUUACAACAGCCUGGAGAAAGCCAUAUUCCCGAGUUACUUCCAUGGAAAGUGUCAAGACGCAAACGGCGUGAAUCCACCCGGAUGUCCAAACCCUGACUGUCCCAAAGUCUGCGGCACGCCCGGCUCCAUGGUCCACUUCUACCCUACCCUCGUCAGGAUCGUAUUCGACGGGACAACCGACCUGCUCGCCAACCUCACGGAACCGGGGAGUAAACCGUACAACCAGAUAAAACAAACGGUUCUGGCAGACGUCAACAAGGGACAGAAGAAACGUAUGGAGAACCUGUCCCGCAUCAUGCCGUUACGCAAUCGCGCAGCGAUACAGGCGAGGAGUACGCACAGUAUUCAGCAAGGCUUGAAGACGAUCAUGAAGCAACUGCGGCCGACCAUGUUGGAAACAUGCGGGGGUUCAAACCUGUCGUUUUGCAGUUGGGAGCAGCCUAUGAAGGAGUUCAUCUUGCAGUACCCUUGACCCCAUUUUUUUCGCUCACACCUAUAUCCCAUAUUGUUAGAAGCAU
Messenger RNA from Suillus fuscotomentosus, 766 nucleotides. RefSeq lists its product as uncharacterized. NCBI's taxonomy places the organism in Eukaryota, Fungi, Basidiomycota, Agaricomycetes, Boletales, Suillaceae. The transcript is spliced from 2 exons. The coding region runs from base 1 to 720 and encodes 239 amino acids. The record is from RefSeq and is a predicted model, not a curated record.